AUGCAUUAUACAGAUAUCUUCAAGCGGUUUGGGCCGGCCUAUUCAUGGUGGCUGUUCGCAUUUGAGCAUUGCAAUGGUGAGCAGGAACAGGUUAAACUUAAUGGACAUGCCGAGGGAGAGAUGGAAGUGACAAUGAUGCGGAAUUGGGUCGCGAAGCACCGCUUGCAUGAAUUGAUGUUAUCUUUGCCCAAUGAUGUGAGCCCAGAGGAAAGAAAGCUUAUUCAGCGAGCGUGUUCUGAUAAGGGCGCAACUCGUGGUACCCUUCGCACGCAGAUCGCAGGUUUUACUUCUGGCUGCACAAUUCUGAAGCCCAAGUCUGCCAAGAAAUUCACAGACUUGCGAACGUUCCCCCAUCCGACUGUGUACUCAAUGCUGCUAGAGUACACAAGAAAGACAUGGCCGGAGCUCAACAUUGAGGAUGACUUCACGACAGAUCGCAAUGCCAUCCUGUUCCUUGCUGCACGUUCAUCAAAGGCUCUCCCAUUCAUCUGUAAAGACGGCAUUCAUUACAGCUCAUCAAUGGACCACAGGAGUCAGGCUGAUCGCUUUGCAUGUAUCGACAUGGAUGGUUCACGCGUCCCCUGCAGACUAAUAUAUCAUUUCGAGAUAACUAUUUCAGAUAAACCACCAAUAGUGUGCUCCAUCGUGCAGCGCAUGGUGUCGGAUGAUGACAUUCCCACUUUUCCAUGGUCUAUUUACUCCACAGAUCUAGGUGUAUACGUGGCCUAUGCUGACCGUCUGCAAGACAUGGAAGUCAUUGCGACUGAUCAGCUUGCAGCUGCGGUAGCCAUAAUACCCAUCACUUCCAAACGACUCGGCAACGAAGUCCCACUAUGGGUUGUCCAUUCGUUUGACCGGGUAAGUUGA
Sparassis crispa is the source of this 867-nucleotide messenger RNA. RefSeq lists its product as hypothetical. The record is from RefSeq and is a predicted model, not a curated record. Lineage: Eukaryota; Fungi; Basidiomycota; Agaricomycetes; Polyporales; Sparassidaceae. The transcript is spliced from 3 exons. The coding region runs from base 1 to 867 and encodes 288 amino acids.